AUGUUGCGACGCAUCGCCAGCCGCACACUGAGGGAGCCGCUCCUUCGACCCUCCUCUCCCGGUCCUCAGCCUACUGCAGCCACCUCUGCCGCCGUCCUCUCGUACCAGUAUCAAAUUCUUCAGCAGUCACGAGGUCUUGUCUCCUCCGUCUUGCUAAGCAGUACUCGUGAUGCCUACGAGAGCAAAAAGUUGGCUGAGCUCAAGGUCGAGCUCAAGUCUCGUGGUCUGGCUUACUCCGGUCGUAAGGAAGAUCUGAUCAAGCGUCUCAUUGAUCAUGACUCGUACAUCAACGGCAGCACCGCAAACAUGUCCGAGCCCGGUGCUCGUCCUCAACUUCGUAAAAAGUCUACCCUGGCCUCGCUUCGAAGUGGCGAGGGAGAUGCUGCAAAGAAGAAGGAUUCCCCUGUCCCGCCUGCCCCCACAUCGCUGUCUGGCCACGCCACCAUUAAGGGCAAGCCUCCUACUGCCGAUGGCGCUAAGCCCCAGGGUCCCACUGUCGAGGCUGCCACCGCCAAGGCCGUCGCUGAAGCCAGCAAGCCUCUUGGAAGCAUGAAGGAGUUCGAGACGCCUGCCAACCUCGAGCCUGGUACUGUUCACAACGCUGCUGCUGACGGUCUUGCCGGUGAUACUACCGCCAAGGCUUCUCCUUCUCGAUCCGAGGAAGAACCUGCUGAAAAGACCACUCCACCUGGCCUUCCUCCUCAAAAGGCACCUCCCGCCAAGGAGACUUUCAACAUUCAGAUUCCUUACUAUCCCGACCCUCCCGCUCCUGGUGCUCAGAUCCCCGUCGUCACCUCUUACGCCUCGCCUCACAUCCGUCAGUCAGAAGCUGCUGAGCCUACCGAGAGAUCGCCGUUCAUGCCCAAGGCUAUCAGCGUCUCUGCCAGCUCGGCCAUUUCGCACGCCUCUGACAUGGCGGACCACGCCACUUCGGAAGACAACAAGUCUCGCAAGGCUAACGGGAUUCUUUCUGAUAUCCUUGCUGAUCUUCAGGCUUCCAUUGGCUCUUCCGGCAGCAACUCCUCUGAGUCUGCCAAGUCGAGUCUGAAUAAGAGCGUCGACGUCGCCAAGAGCGCCUUUAGCAGUGUCGCAGAGCAGGCCAAAGGUGCCUUUGCCUCGGCUGCCGGUGAAUCCUUCACUUCUGGCUCGUCUUCCUCUUCUUCUUCUUCCUCCUCUUCCUUUUCGUCUUCUAAGAGCGCAAACCGACCUUUGAACGACGAAGAGCGCACUGGCGCCUACGUUCUUGCCGGUAUCGUUGUCGGUGGUUUCGUCCUUGGCGGUCUCGGCAAGUCCAACAAGAGCAAGGACAACCACGACGAUCACCACCACCACAGCAAUGACAACCAGAAGUCUAACAGUGGUAAGACCGCCGACGUUGAAGGCAAGACUGUUGUCAACAAGGCCGUCCCCGUCGCUGCUGUUCCUCGAGGCGAUGGUGCUAACAAGUUUGAAUCCAACAAGCCUACCGGUUCCUCCUUCCAGUCUCCUGCAGGAAGCGAGACAUUGGCACCUAUCAUGUGUGUUCCCAAAGGCACUCAACUUUCUACUUCCACAGGAGUAACUGGCACCAUUGCCACCGAAGGAGCAGCUACAUUGGCAAGACUCGCACAGCUGUCCACUUGCGAGGUGAGCACUGUUCGUCCCUAG
Ustilago hordei is the source of this 1647-nucleotide messenger RNA. RefSeq lists its product as uncharacterized. The record is from RefSeq and is a predicted model, not a curated record. The transcript has a single exon. Bases 1 to 1647 code for a protein of 548 amino acids. Lineage: Eukaryota; Fungi; Basidiomycota; Ustilaginomycetes; Ustilaginales; Ustilaginaceae.